AUGUCCCCAACAAAACCCCCCCUAGUCGGCGCAUCUACCCCGCUGCCGCUCCCGCCGCCCUUCUCGCACAGCGCCCUCAGGCUGCUGACCCAAGGCGCCGAAGCCCUCGUCUUCCACACGACGCUGCUCGACUCCCGCACGCCCGUCGCGCUGAAGUACCGCCCGCCGAAGCCGUACCGCCACCCGCUGCUCGACCGGCGCCUCACGCGCCAGCGCCUGCUCGCCGAAGCCAGAGUCUUGGUCAAGUGUAGGAAAGAGGGCGUGCUGGUGCCGGACGUGGUGGCGCUGGGCGCCGACGAGGGGUGGCUGGGGCUGGGGUGGGUCGAGGGGGCGACGGUGCGGCGGGUUUUGGAUAAGUGGGUGGGGAAGCGGGGGGAGGAGGGGGAGGGGGAGUUGAUGGGGUUGAUGGGGAGGGUGGGCAGGGCCGUGGGGAGGAUGCAUGAGAUUGGGGUUUGUCAUGGGGAUUUGACGACGAGCAAUUUGAUGGAUAGUCCGGCGGACCUUCGGAGUCUAGCUGGGGAUAUUGUGCUCAUUGACUUUGGGCUUGCGACGCAGUCGAUUCAGGAUGAGGAUCGGGCGGUGGAUCUGUAUGUGCUAGAGCGCGCGUUUGCGGCGACGCAUCCGGUCGCGGAGCCGCUGUUUCAAGAGGUGCUGAGGACAUAUGGGGAGAGCUAUAAAGGGGCGAAGGUGGUGUUGAGAAGGCUGGAGGAUGUAAGGAUGAGAGGGCGGAAGAGGAGUAUGCUUGGAUGA
Mytilinidion resinicola is the source of this 750-nucleotide messenger RNA. Its product is annotated as kinase-like protein. Gene Ontology annotation, cellular component: nucleus; EKC/KEOPS complex; cytosol. Bases 1 to 750 code for a protein of 249 amino acids. The record is from RefSeq and is a predicted model, not a curated record. Gene Ontology annotation, molecular function: ATP binding; protein serine/threonine kinase activity. Lineage: Eukaryota; Fungi; Ascomycota; Dothideomycetes; Mytilinidiales; Mytilinidiaceae. The transcript has 2 exons. Gene Ontology annotation, biological process: protein phosphorylation.